This is a messenger RNA of Paramuricea clavata, 2506 nucleotides long. The record is from the annotation of a GenBank genome assembly. Lineage: Eukaryota; Metazoa; Cnidaria; Anthozoa; Malacalcyonacea; Plexauridae.
AUGUUUGCAGAUAAUACCAGCCUUACAGCUGUGGGUAAGACAUUAAAUGAAGAAGAAGAGAUAGCGAAUAAGGACUUGAAAAAUGUUAAAGUGUGGUUGUCUUCAAACAGACUUAGCUUAAAUAUUGCGAAAACGGAAUAUAUUUUGAUUGGAUCACGCCCUAAGAUUAAUAGCAUGGAUGUCCAACCCACAGUUAAGAUCGACACAUGUCCAAUCAAAAGAGUAAAAUGCGCAAAAGUGCUAGGAGUUGAAGUCGACGAGAACCUAAACUGGGAAAAAGAUAUUGAAUAUAUCGCUAGUAAAGUAUCUUCGGGGAUUGGUGCGUUAAAAAAAACUUAAAGAAUUUGUAGACCGAGAUACAUUAGUGCUGGUGUACAAUGCAUUGAUCUAGCCGCAUUUUGAUUACUGUUGUGAGGUUUGGGAUGAACUUGGCAAAGGCCUCGGCGAACGUCUUCAAAAAUUGCAGAAUCGAGCGGCUAGAUUAAUUAUGAAUUUUAAUAAUGAGCAUGGACAGUCUAUCUUAGCUCGUACUGCUUUCGGUUGGACAUCUCUUGAAGAACGUAGAGCAUUAAUGAAGGGCAAACUCAUGUACAAAACAGUAAAUCAAUUAGCUCCACAAAGACUGUGUAACAUUUUCCAAUUUUCCAACACUGUUAAUAGUUAUAAUCUAAGAGGUUCUUCAACUGGGCUUUUUAUUCCAAGGCCCAGGACAGAAUUUUUUUUAAAAAGUUUCAGUUACAAUGGGUCUAAAUUAUGCAAUAGAAUACCAGAAAAUAUACGAAAUUCGAUAUCUUACAACUUGUUUUGUAAAAACCUUUUCUCCUCGGCCUCCCAAUUAUUAAGUUAAGUAGUUUAUAGUUAAGUGAAUAUUUAAUAGCAUUUAUAUAAUAAUAGUUUGUAUGUAGUAGUAAAUUAGUCUUAAAAUUGUAACAGUUAGCCAGCACAGCUCUCAUGGAAAUCAGCUUAAUGUUGAAUGAGAUUAGUGUACCUAAAUAAAGUUUAUCUAUCUAUCUAUCUAUCUAUCUAUCUAUCUAUUUAUCUAUCUAUCUAUCUAUCUAUCUAUCUAUCUAUUUAUCUAUCUAUCUUCAAUCUCUACCCGAAUUAUACCAAAACAUUAUCAGCGGCUUGCGCUUGUCCCUUGUAGAUACAAUUUUCAAGCCGCAAGUAUAGAUAUAUUUUCUGUUCGGACUUCUUAUUGUUUCAGACAUAGUUAUGUAUAUUUUACAGCAAAAACCCAGAGGAAACGUGGUUUAAAUACAAGCAAAAGUAAACCUGGAGACUCGCUACAGAUUAACGUCCCUAGUGAUAUUGGUGUGGUGAUAGCUGAAGGAGCUAAGAAAGUGGGACAGCAAUUGAGAAUGUAAGUUUAAUUAGUUUGUUGGGGGGUAUCGGUAGACUUCAUAUAUCCUAUAGUGUUGGCCGUAUUUUGCGCGAUGCUGCUCUGGGGACACCCCCCAUGAGAUUUGUUCCACCUCCUUUGAAAACUCAUCCACUUCCUCUUGAAAAAGUUAAAUGAUGGGUCAAAGUCAAAAUUUAACUCAAACUUCACACAGAGAUGAUGAUCCGUAUCCCAACGGAUUCAUCUCACUUUUCUCUUCAUCUUGAAUAUAAACUUUACUUGGAGGCGAAAAGUUUUAUUUGAAGGCCACCGCAUGUUAGUACUGCUUCUGGUUCCAACUUUUGUCCUACUUUUGCCCUAUAUUUUUCCUACUUUAUUCCUGCUUUUCCUAAAAUGCUAGCUAACCCAAUUUUAUCUUACUUAUUUACAUAAGUAUGCCAGCUAGAUUUAAAGAUUAGUGUUUUCUUCGUGACUUCGGCACGUCUAAAUUUUUAUCCGUUUACACGAUAUAAAGCGGAAAUUCGUUAAUUUUUUUUGUCACAAAUAAAUGUAAAACAGUCAAGACGGUUGAUACCACCAGGAUUGAAUACUUGAAUUAUAGCCAAAAAAUAAAAAAUAAUAAUUUCUUGGUUUUACAUCCGGGUAUAAGUCAAAUUUGCCGCUAUAUGCAUGCUUCAAUUUAUCCCUUUCGUUAGCCUGAAAUCUUCCUACAAUACCUCCUCCACUCUUAUAAUCUCCAUCAUAAACCUGAUUUACUGUAUUUACAAUCAUCACAUAAUUUAUAAAUUAUUAUUGUGUUUUCUUUUACUCAUCGUGCAGUAGUUCCCAGUCCGCGAAGUGCCAAAUGUUCACAUACCAAAAGAUAGCCAGCCGACUGUUCCAAAUGAUCCCACGAGUUCCCCGCGUAAUGCAACCGCUCUGGAGGACUACAGGAAAGUUAACCAGGUCGAGUUAACUGGUGGUAUUCACAGUACAAGUGAACAGCAGAAUAUUCCAGCUGCUGGCAUAAUAACGGAGCAAUUGACAGGCAUCCAAGGUGCUAUGGAUGUUAUGGAAAAUCCCGAAGUCAAUGAUGAGGAGGAAAGUUUGUCUCUGUUAAUGAAUGUUAUAGAAAGUGAAGGUUUGAGCAGUGUUCUUAGUGACAUGGACUGGAAUCUUAUGAGAUAG